AUGUUUAGAUUUAAAAUGAGGGAUCCCAUAACUAAACAAGCAUACAUCCUAAUGAGCCACGUAAAAGACACAAUGAACGCAACUUUUGUUGAAAGAUGGACCAACAUAUGGGGUUCGUAUAACGCCACAGAGGGAAAAUAUGACGGCAUGUUUGGAGAUCUACAGUCAGGAAUUUCAGAAAUAGGGGGUACCCCUGGAAUUUUAAGAACUGAGCGAGUCAGAGUCGUGGAUUUCACCACUCACGUAGCAAGGACGAAGGGCUAUUUCUUUUUCAAAGCUCCACCGUUGAGCUACACUAAAAACAUUUACAAACUCCCGUUCCAAUCAGACGUGUGGGCAGCAACAUUUGUUUUUUUAGUCCUUCUUCUAAUUGUCACUUACGUAAUUGUCAAAUGGGAGUGGACCGACCCGGUAUUCAAGACUAAAAUGGUGGACCGACAGGAAACCCUUAUGAAGUCGAACAUUAUCGAAGUAGGUAUAGAAGAGAUUGCUGCGUUGACGCAACAGGGAACUUCUGUGGAGCCGAAAAGUUUGGCUGGCAAUAUCGCUUUACUGGUGGGGUUGUUUUCAGUUAUGUUUUUGUAUUGUGCCUAUUCGGCCAAUAUUGUCGCAUUGAUACAGUCAAGAAGCGAAACUUUGAACACCGUCGAAGAUCUACUCAAUUCUAGAAUUAAACUUGGUGUUAGCGACAUUAGUUGGGUCAAAUCCAUAUUCAAGCAAGAGGCCGAUCCCGUCAAGAAAGCACUGUACGAACAAAAGAUCGUUCCGAAGGGUGAACAGCCCCACUUUGCCCCAUUAGAAGAAGGAAUAAUAGGCGUGCGUAAUGAUUUCUAUGGAUUUUUUGCAGAAACUUCUUUAGCCGCCGAAGUGAUCUCGAGAACCUACCACGAAUGGGAGAAAUGUCAGUUGCGAUACAUACGAUUUUUUAAUUUUCCUUAUGCAACGAUACCUAUCAGAAAAAAUUCAUCUUAUGGUGAACUAGUCAAAAUUGGACUAAAGAGGAUGAGAGAAAACGGCAUUCAGCUAAGAGAAGAACAGUUGUUAUUCAACAGAUCAGGUAAAAUGAGGGACGCGCACACAAAGUGGACUUGCGCCGUGGUGGAAGGCAUUGGCGCGUGUUAA
This is a messenger RNA of Aethina tumida (small hive beetle), 1122 nucleotides long. RefSeq names its product glutamate receptor ionotropic, kainate glr-3-like. Bases 1 to 1122 code for a protein of 373 amino acids. NCBI's taxonomy places the organism in Eukaryota, Metazoa, Arthropoda, Insecta, Coleoptera, Nitidulidae. Gene Ontology annotation, cellular component: membrane. The record is from RefSeq and is a predicted model, not a curated record. The transcript is spliced from 5 exons. Gene Ontology annotation, molecular function: ligand-gated monoatomic ion channel activity.